Messenger RNA from Chrysochloris asiatica (Cape golden mole), 1451 nucleotides. RefSeq names its product uridine monophosphate synthetase (gene UMPS). Gene Ontology annotation, molecular function: orotate phosphoribosyltransferase activity; orotidine-5'-phosphate decarboxylase activity. The transcript is spliced from 6 exons. Gene Ontology annotation, biological process: 'de novo' UMP biosynthetic process; 'de novo' pyrimidine nucleobase biosynthetic process. The record is from RefSeq and is a predicted model, not a curated record. Lineage: Eukaryota; Metazoa; Chordata; Mammalia; Afrosoricida; Chrysochloridae. The coding region runs from base 9 to 1451 and encodes 480 amino acids.
ACGCUGCCAUGGCGGUCGCUGCUACUUCGUUACUACCGUUGGUAACAAGUCUGUACGACGUGCAGGCUUUCAAGUUUGGGAACUUCUUGCUGAAAAGUGGGCUCUCCUCACCAGUCUACAUCGAUUUGCGGGGCAUCGUUUCUCGACCACGUCUUCUGAGUCAGGUUGCAGAGAUUUUAUUCCAGACUGCCCAGAAUGCAGAGAUCACUUUUGACACUGUCUGUGGAGUGCCUUACACAGCUUUACCAAUGGCCACAGUGAUUUGUUCAACCAACCAAAUCCCAAUGCUUAUUAGAAGGAAAGAAACUAAGGAUUAUGGUACUAAGCGCAUGGUGGAAGGAGCUAUUAAUCCGGGAGAAACUUGUUUGAUCAUUGAAGAUAUUGUCACCAGUGGAUCUAGUGUUUUGGAAACUGUUGAGGUGCUUCAGAAAGAGGGCUUGAAAGUCACAGAUGCCAUCGUGCUCCUGGACAGAGAGCAAGGUGCCAGGGAAAUACUGGAGGCGCAUGGGAUUCGCCUCCACUCCGUGUGUACGUUGUCCAAGAUGCUGGAGAUUCUUGAGCAGCAGAAGAAAAUUGAUGCUGAGAUGGUCGGCAGGGUGAAGAAAUUCAUACAGGAGAAUGUGUUUGUGGCUUCUAAUCUUAAUAGUUCCCUUCCAUCUGUAAAGAAAGCACCCAAAGAACUCAGCUUUGGAGCCCGAGCAGAGCUGCCUGGAAUCCACACGACUGCAUCGGGGCUUCUCCGGCUAAUGGAAAAGAAGGAGACCAAUCUCUGUCUGUCGGCUGAUGUUUCAGAGGCCAGAGAGCUGUUGCAGCUAGCAGAUGUUUUAGGACCCAGCAUCUGUAUGCUCAAGACUCACGUUGAUAUUUUGAAUGAUUUUACUCUGGAUGUAGUAAAGGAGUUGACAACUCUGGCCAAACGUCAUGAGUUCUUAAUAUUUGAAGACCGGAAAUUCGCAGACAUCGGGAACACAGUCAAAAAUCAGUAUGAAGGUGGUGUCUUUAAAAUCGCUUCCUGGGCAGAUCUAGUAACUGCUCAUGCGGUGCCAGGCUCUGGAGUGGUGAAAGGCCUGAGAGAAGUGGGCCUGCCUUUGCAGCGGGGGUGCCUGCUGAUUGCAGAAAUGAGCUCCGCUGGCUCCUUGGCCACUGGGAAGUACACGGAAGCAGUGGUUAGAAUGGCUGAAGAACAUUCUGAAUUUGUGAUAGGUUUCAUUUCCGGCACCCGAGUAAGCAUGAAACCAGAAUUUCUUCACUUGACUCCAGGAGUUCAAUUAAAAGCAGGAGGGGAUAAUCUUGGCCAACAGUACAACAGCCCACAAGAAGUUAUUGGCAAGCGAGGUUCUGAUAUCAUCAUUGUGGGCCGAGGGAUUUUAACAGCGUCUAAUCGUCUGGAAGCAGCGGAGAUGUACAGAAAAGCUGCUUGGGAGGCUUACUUGAGCAGACUUGGUGUGUGA